CUCUCUACCCACGCGCUUGCUCAAGUGGGUACGCAUCUUCCACCCACCAGGCCGCCGGCAAUCGGGACCGAUCAGCGGCGUCUCCGGCGAUGACACACGGCCAUGGUCACCACGGGGGCCAUCACGACCACGGAGGCCAUCACCAGCCCCUCCCGCAUCAUCACGAACAGCACCACCAGCCCCAUGGCCACCACCACCAUCCCCAUGGUCAUUCGGUGCCGGUGAUCCCAAUCCAUCCCCUCCCCCAUCAUCACGACCACCACCAUCCUCCCCACCACCAUCCCCAUGGCCAUCCGGUGCCGGUGAUCCCGAUGCCGGUCACGUACUCGUACCUGCCGACGACGGUUGGCACGCCGCUCCUCGAGCAUAGGCGGCCGCCGUCCAGCGCCCUGGUCGGACUCCUCACGUGUAUAUUCUGCUUCGUCCUGGUCGUGGUGCUGCUCGUCCUCUGGUUCUAGCUAGUACGGGUGAUCCAUCCAUCGACGGGCGCCUUCGCCGGUGCAUGCAGAUCGAUUACUAGUACAGUAGUUCUUCUUACUUCUCUCUGUUUGAGUACAAUAACCUUGGUGGCCAUGUGAUCUUGCGUGGAGAUCGAUCGAUUUGAUUGGUACUGUGUAAUUUUAAUACAACUACGACUAUCACUGAGUGCGCGUUAA
Messenger RNA from Lolium rigidum, 656 nucleotides. RefSeq lists its product as uncharacterized. The record is from RefSeq and is a predicted model, not a curated record. The transcript is spliced from 2 exons. NCBI's taxonomy places the organism in Eukaryota, Viridiplantae, Streptophyta, Magnoliopsida, Poales, Poaceae. Bases 90 to 458 code for a protein of 122 amino acids.